AUGGCGAUUGCCAAGCAGUGUUUCCCCUCCCAUAUAACCAGCGAGCUCCCAAUAAAAGUUGGACACCAGAACACCCACACCAAAAUCAGCACAGAGCACAACAAGGAAUGUCUGAUAAACAUCUCCAAGUACAAGUUCUCUCUCGUCAUCAGUGGCCUCACCAACAUCCUCAAAAAUGUCAACAACAUGCGGAUAUUUGGAGAGGCCUCUGAGAAGAACCUCUACCUCUCGCAGCUCAUCAUCUUGGACACACUGGAGAAGUGCCUGGCUGGGCAAUCUAAGGACUGCUUGCGUCUGGAUGAGACCAUGCUGGUAAAACAGCUACUGCCAGAGAUAUGUCAUUUCAUCCACACGUACCGCGAGGGCCACCAGCACGCCGCUGAGCUCCGGGCCUCGGCCUCAGCUGUCCUCUUCUCUCUUAGCUGCAACAACUUCAAUGCUGUCUUCAGCCGUAUUUCCACCAGACUACAGGAGUUGACUGUGUGUUCAGAAGACAACGUGGAUGUUCAUGACAUAGAGCUGAUGCAAUACAUCAAUGUAGACUGCUCCAAGCUGAAGAGACUGCUACAAGAAACUGUAUUGAAAUUUAGAGCUCUUAAAAAGCCUGCCCAGCUGGCAGUCAUUAACAGUUUAGAGAAGGCGUUUUGGAACUGGGUGGAGAAUUACCCAGAUGAGUUCACUAUGCUGUACCAGCGACCACAGGCAGAUAUGGCAGAAGCUGCAGAGAAAUUGUUUGACCUGGUGGACAGCUUUGCAGAGAGUGCCAAGAGGAAAGCAGCUGUGUGGCCACUUCAGAUCAUCCUUCUCAUCCUCUGCCCAGAGAUCUUGCACACAAUCUCUAAAGAUACAGUGGAUGACAGCAAGGCCAACAAAGAAACUUUUUUGGAUAGUUUACGGAAAGCUUUAGCAGGGCAGGGUAGCAGCAAGCAGCUGACGGAGAGUGCAGCCAUCGCCUGUGUCAAGCUUUGUAAAGCCUCUACCUACAUCAACUGGGAAGAUCACUCCACCAUUUUCCUCCUGGUCCAGUCCAUCGUCAUGGAUCUGAAGGCUCUACUAUUCAACCCAGCAAAGCCUUUCUGGAGGGGGACAGGCAGUCAGAAUGCUGACGUGGAGCUCAUGAUGGACUGCUUUGUCUCCUGUUUCCGUAUCAAUCCUCACAACAACCAGCACUUUAAGGUCUGUUUGGCAUCCUCUUCACCCUCCACAUUUCACUUUGUCUUGGUCAACUCGUUGCACAGAAUAAUUACCAAUUCCCAUCUCGACUGGUGGCCUAAGAUUGAUGCAGUGUACUGCUACUCUGGGGAGCUUCGCUUUAUGUUCUCAGACACCCUCAACCGGGUGAUCCAAGGUGCCGGCACACAUGCUCCGCUACGUAUGACACCGAGUCUGACAUUUAUAGGAAAGAAGACCACCAGCCUUAAGUUCAAAGAGAAAACCACAGACCUGGACACUCGAAGUUACAAGUGCCUCCUUCUUGCUCUGGUUAAACUCAUCCACGCAGACCCCAAACUCAUGUUGCAUAAUCCAGUGAAGCAAGCUCCGGAGAUGCAGAGCAGCACAGCAGAGCUCAUCACUGGCCUGGUGCAGCUAGUGCCUCUAACCAACACCACCCAGCUCUCACAAGAAGCCAUGGAGGCUCUGUUAGUUCUGCACCAGCCAGAGACCAUAGAGCUUUGGAAUCCUGAUGCCCCCAUAGAGACGUUUUGGGACAUCAGUUCACAGGUGCUCUUUAUAAUCUGCCGCAAACUGAUUGGCCAGCAAAUGGUUAAUGGGACAGAAGUUCUAAAAUGGCUGAGGGAGAUUCUCAUCUGCAGGAACAAGUUUCUGCUCAAGAACAAGGAGUGUGCCACUGUGGGUGGUGCCAUCCCCAUCUGCCGGCAGGCGCAGACAAAGCUGGAGGUGUGUCUCUACAUGUUUCUGUGGAGCCCAGACACUGAGGCGGUGCUAGUGGCCAUGUCCUGUUUCCGCCACCUCUGUGAGGAGGCUGACAUCCGCAGUGCAAGUGAUGAAGUGCCUGUUCAGACAAUUCUGCCCAACUAUGCCACCUUUAGUGAACUGGCCUCUGUCAGCAACAUGAUGGGAACAGGCCGCUCCACCUUGCAGAAGAGGGUGAUGGCCUUGUUACGGAGAGUAGAGCACCCCACACCGGGAAACAUUGAGGCUUGGGAGGAUACACAUUCUAAAUGGGACCAGGCCACCAAACAGAUUCUCAACUUCCCCAAAAACAAGGCAGAUGAUGGACAGCAGGAGUGGAUCAACAUGACAGGCUUCUUGUGUGCUCUGGGCGGUGUGUGUCUUCAGCAGCGCAGUACCCCCGGCCCAGCCACCUACAGUCCACCUAUGGGCCCAAUGAGUGAGCGCAAACACUCCAUGAUCUCCAUGGGACCAUGUGAGGUGUCUAAUCCUGUGGCCUCCUCCUGCUCUUCGUCAGCCUCGAAUGAGACGCCUGUCAGCCGCUUUCUUGAUCGGCUGCUGUCCUUGCUGGUGUGUGGCCAUGACAGGGUAGGCCUCCAUGUUCGCACCAAUGUUAAAGACCUUCUGGGGCUAGAGCUUAGCCCUGUCCUCUACCCAAUGCUCUUCAACAAGCUGAGAAACAGCAUCGGCAAGUUCUUCGAUACUCAGGGACCGGUUCCCAUCAACGAGACUAACACCCAGUUCGUGGAACAGACCAUAGCCAUCAUGAAGAACCUAUUAGAUAAUCACACAGAAGGCAGCUCUGAACACCUGGGACAGGCCAGCAUUGAGACCAUGAUGCUCAACCUAGUCAGGUAUGUGCGCAUCCUGGGUAAUGUGGUCCAUGCUAUACAGAUCAAAACUAAGCUAUGCCAGCUCGUGGAAGUGAUGAUGGAGCGACGUGAUGAUCUUUCCUUCUGCCAGGAGAUGAAGUUCAGGAAUAAGAUGGUAGAAUACCUGACAGACUGGGUGAUGGGAACAUCCAACCAGGCUGCUGAUGAUGAUAUAAAGUGUCUGACAAGGGACCUGGACCAGGCCAGUAUGGAGGCUGUCGUAUCUCUGUUAGCUGGUCUUCCUCUGCAGCCAGAGGAAGGAGAUGGAGUUGAACUGAUGGAGGCUAAAUCUCAGCUCUUCCUCAAAUACUUCACUCUGUUCAUGAACCUGCUGAAUGACUGCAGUGAGGUUGAAGAUGAGGGUCAGGCAGUGGGGGGACGAAAGAGAGGAAUGUCCCGACGCUUGGCAUCCCUCCGCCACUGCACCGUCCUUGCCAUGUCCAACCUGCUCAACGCUAACGUAGACAGUGGCCUCAUGCACUCCAUUGGGCUGGGUUAUCACAAAGACCUUCAGACGCGAGCCACUUUCAUGGAGGUGCUAACCAAGAUCCUGCAGCAGGGAACAGAGUUUGACACGCUGGCAGAGACAGUGCUGGCUGACCGUUUUGAGAGGCUGGUGGAGCUAGUCACCAUGAUGGGAGACCAGGGAGAGCUGCCCAUUGCCAUGGCACUGGCUAAUGUUGUUCCUGGAUCCCAGUGGGAUGAGCUAGCCCGAGUCCUGGUGACACUGUUUGACUCCCGCCACCUCCUCUACCAGCUGCUGUGGAACAUGUUUUCUAAAGAGGUGGAACUGGCAGACUCCAUGCAAACCCUCUUUCGAGGAAACAGCCUGGCUAGCAAGAUAAUGACCUUCUGUUUCAAGGUAUAUGGGGCAGCAUACCUACAGAAACUACUGGAGCCUUUAUUGAGAGGGGUCAUCACAACCCCUGAACAUAUCAGCUUUGAGGUAGACCCUACCAGGCUGGAACAAGGUGAGAACUUAGAGGAUAACCAGAGGAACCUACUGCAGAUAACUGAGCGCUUCUUCCAGGCCAUCAUUGGUUCAUCUAGCGAGUUCCCCCCACAGCUCCGCAGUGUCUGCCACUGUCUCUACCAGGCUACUUGCUACUCUCUACUGAAUAAAGCAACAGUAAAAGAAAAAAAGGAAAACAAAAAAGCAGUGGUGAGUCAACGAUUCCCACAGAACAGCAUAGGCGCAGUGGGCAGUGCCAUGUUUCUGCGUUUCGUCAACCCAGCCAUUGUGUCUCCAUAUGAGGCUGGCAUCUUGGACAAGAAGCCCCUACCUAGGAUAGAACGGGGUCUCAAACUAAUGUCCAAGAUUCUGCAGAGUAUUGCAAACCACGUCCUGUUUACAAAAGAAGAACACAUGAGGCCCUUUAAUGACUUUGUGAAGAGCAACUUUGAUUCAGCCAGGAGGUUUUUCUUGGACAUAGCAUCUGACUCUCCACCCAGUGACUCAGUCAACCACAGUUUGUCUUUUAUCAGUGACGGUAACGUGCUGGCCCUGCACCGCCUACUGUGGAACAACCAGGAGAGGAUCGGCCAGUAUCUCUCCAGCAACAGGGAUCAUAAGGCUGUAGGCAGGCGGCCUUUUGACAAAAUGGCAACCCUGUUGGCUUACCUGGGACCCCCAGAACACAAACCUGUGGCUGACACUCACUGGUCCAGUCUAAAUCUAACUAGCUCCAAGUUUGAGGAGUUUAUGACCAGGCACCAGGUCCAUGAGAAAGAGGAGUUCAAAGCCUUAAAGACUCUCAACAUUUUCUACCAGGCAGGAACCUCCAAGACAGGCAACCCAGUAUUCUACUAUGUUGCCCGCAGGUUCAAAACAGGCCAGAUCAAUGGCGACCUGCUCAUCUACCAUGUCCUCCUCACCCUCAAACCCUACUACGCUAAGCCCUACGAAAUAGUAGUGGACUUGACACAUGUUGGACCCAGCAAUCGCUUCAAGACUGACUUCCUGUCUAAGUGGUUUGUGGUCUUUCCUGGCUUUGCCUAUGAGAACGUGGCAGCUGUUUAUGUCUACAACUGCAACACUUGGGUUAGGGAGUAUACAAAGUACCAUGAGCGACUACUAACGGGCUUGAAGGGCAGCAAAAGGCUGCAAUUCAUCGACUCUCCUGCUAAACUAGCCGAGCAUGUUGAACCUGACCAACAGAAACUGCCUGCAGCUACGUUGACACUGGAGGAAGAUCUGAAAGUGUUCCACAAUGCCCUCAAGCUGGCCCACAAAGACACCAAAGUCUCAAUCAAGGUGGGAUCAACGGCAGUUCAGGUGACCUCAGCUGAGCGAACCCGUGUCCUUGGCCAGCCUGUCUUCCUCAAUGAUGUCUACUAUGCUUCAGAGAUUGAAGAGAUUUGUCUGGUGGAUGAGAGUCAAUUCACCCUCACCAUGGCCAACCAGGGCACACCACUGACUUUUAUGCACCAGGAGUGUGAUGCCAUCGUCCAGUCCAUCAUCCAUAUCCGCACACGCUGGGAGUUGUCACAGCCCGACUCCAUCCCUCAGCACACCAAGAUCAGACCAAAAGAUGUCCCCGGCACUCUACUUAAUAUCGCCCUGCUCAACCUUGGCAGUUCUGACCCCAGCCUCAGGUCUGCGGCUUACAAUCUACUGUGUGCUUUGACCUGCACCUUCAACCUAAAGAUAGAGGGCCAGCUGCUGGAGACAUCAGGCCUCUGUAUCCCAGCCAACAAUACCCUCUUUAUAGUCUCCAUCAGCAAGACUCUGGCUCUCAACGAGCCACAUCUGACGCUGGAAUUUCUAGAGGAGUGCAUUUCAGGCUUCAGCAAGUCCAGUAUUGAGCUGAAACAUCUGUGCUUGGAGUACAUGACACCCUGGCUGCUCAACCUGGUUCGCUUCUGUAAGCACAAUGAUGAUGCCAAGCGGCAGCGUGUCACUGCCAUUUUGGACAAACUCAUUACCAUGACAAUCAAUGAAAAGCAGAUGUAUCCCUCUAUCCAGGCCAAGAUCUGGGGCAGCCUUGGCCAGAUAACAGACCUCUUGGAUGUGGUGUUGGACAGCUUUAUUAAGACUAGUGCCACAGGAGGCCUGGGCUCCAUUAAGGCAGAGGUCAUGGCUGAUACUGCAGUAGCUCUGGCUUCAGGGAAUGUCAAACUGGUCUCUAACAAAGUUAUUGGUCGGAUGUGUAAGAUCAUUGACAAGACUUGCCUGUCACCAACGCCCACACUUGAGCAGCACCUGAUGUGGGAUGACAUCGCAAUCUUGGCCCGCUACAUGCUGAUGCUGUCCUUCAACAACUCCCUUGAUGUCGCCGCCCACUUGCCAUACUUGUUCCAUGUGGUGACCCUGCUGGUCGCCACGGGGCCUCUGUCACUCAGGGCCUCCACCCAUGGUUUGGUUAUCAACAUUAUCCAUUCCCUCUGCACCUGCUCACAGCUGAACUUCAGUGAGGAGACAAAGCAGGUUCUGAGGCUGAGCCUGACGGAGUUCUCCCUUCCCAAGUUCUAUCUGCUGUUUGGCAUCAGCAAAGUCAAGUCAGCUGCCGUCAUAGCCUUUCGCUCUAGCUACAGAGACCGUUCAUUCUCACCGGGCUCAUAUGAGAGGGAGACCUUCGCCCUGUCCUCCUUGGAGACUGUCACUGAGGCCUUACUGGAAAUCAUGGAGGCGUGUAUGAGGGACAUCCCAACCAGCAAAUGGUUAGACCAGUGGACGGAGCUUGCACAGAAGUUUGCAUUCCAGUACAACCCAUCUCUCCAACCCAGAGCGCUGGUGGUGUUUGGCUGCAUCAGCAAAAGAGUGAGCCAUAGUCAGAUCAAACAGAUCAUCCGAAUCCUCAGUAAGGCCAGCCCUCUGCUCAGCAUAGACCGGGGUCUGGAGAGCUGCCUGAAGGGGCCGGACAAUUAUAACAGCCAAGUAUUAAUAGAGGCCACAGUCAUUGCUCUCACCAAGCUGCAGCCGCUACUUAGCAAGGAGUCUCCCAUGCACAAAGCUCUGUUCUGGGUGGCGGUAGCUGUGCUGCAGCUGGAUGAAGUGAACUUAUACUCUGCUGGAACCGCCCUACUGGAACAGAAUCUCCACACACUGGAUUCAAUGCGUGUCUUCAAUGACAAGAGUCCAGAAGAAGUCUUCAUGGAGAUCAGACGUCCCUUGGAAUGGCACUGUAAGCAGAUGGAUCAUUUUGUGGGCCUCAACUUUAGUGCCAAUUUCAACUUUGCACUAGUGGGCCACCUACUCAAAGGCUACAGACACCCAUCACCCACCACAGUAGCGAGAACAGUUAGAAUCCUGCACACAUUGUUGACCCUCAUCAGCAAGCAUCUGAAAUGUGACAAGUUUGAGGUCAACACCCAGAGUGUGGCCUACCUGGCUGGGCUGCUCACUGUAUCUGAAGAGGUCCGAAGUCGCUGCAGCCUCAAACACAGGAAGUCUUUACUGAUUUCUGACCUUUCCAUGGACCCGGUGCCCAUGGACACCUACUCCAGUCACAUCACUGAUCCUACAUGCAGAACUCUGCAAGAGACUCAGCCAUGGACGUCACCUCAGGUUUCAGAUCGCUACCUUUCAGCCCACCACUACCCCACGAUGGGCCAGAUCAGUCCACGAACACGCAAGUCCAUGAGCCUGGACAUGGGCCAGCCAUCACAGGCCAAUACCAAGAAGCUCUUGGGCACCAGGAAGAGUUUUGAUCAUCUCAUAUCAGACUCCAAAGCACCAAAGAGACCAGAGAUGGAAUCUGGUAUGACUACGCCUCCCAAGAUGAGGCGCGUAGCAGAGAAUGACUAUGAGAUAGAGACACAAAGAAUUGGAAACUCUCACCUUCGCAAGGUGUCUGUAUCAGAAUCCAAUGUUCUGCUGGAUGAGGAGGUGCUCACUGACCCAAAGAUCCAGGCUCUGCUCCUCACUGUGCUGGCCACCCAGGUCAAAUACACCACUGAUGAUUUUGACCAGAGGAUUCUGUACGAGUACUUAGCUGAAGCUAGCGUUGUCUUCCCAAAGGUUUUUCCUGUUGUCCACAAUCUGCUGGACUCCAAGAUCAACACUGUGCUGUCCAUGUGCCAGGACACCAACCUCCUGAACCCUGUCCAUGGCAUUGUCCAGAGUGUGGUGUACCAUGAGGAGUCACCCCAGUACCAGCCCUCUUAUUUACAAAGCUUUGGCUUUAAUGGACUGUGGAGGUUUGCUGGACCCUUCUCUAAGCAAACCCAGAUACCAGACUAUGCCGAACUGAUUGUCAAGUUUCUGGACGCGUUGAUUGACAGCUACCUGCCAGCGGCUGAUGAGGAGCGAGGGGAGGAGCAGCUGAGGACACCCACCUCCCCAUACCCCCCAACAAGCCAGAGCCAGCUGAGCAUCACUGCCAACCUCAACCUGUCCAACUCCAUGACCUCACUGGCCACUUCACAGCACUCACCAGGUGUGGAUAAGGAGAAUGUCCAGCUGUCCCCCAGCUCUGCUCUGUCCAGUGGAGGACGCACUCGCCACGGUUCAGCCAGUCAGGUCCAGAAGCAGCGCAGUGCUGGCAGCUUCAAGAGACCCAGCAUUAAGAAGAUUGUCUGAUUAGCCAGAGAAUACCACCCCCCACGUACCCUCAUCCACCUCCUCCUGUCUGCCCCUUCCCAGGUCUGACAGCCUGCUAGUCCUCAUGCUGAACUUCACAUUUACUCUUUAUUCCCCCUUCAUUCUAGUGGUUGUUGCAUUGGCAGAACAAACGAUUUAGUGUUUUCAUCUGGGAGGAAUAUUACUUUAAAUUGGGCUGCUUGAGAUUUUUUUCAAAUCUUUCUUUUUCAAAAAUGCGCCAUCUUGGAGAACCUUCUGUAAAACCAUUUCUGCUCUCCACUGGAGUCAUUGUUAAAGCUCUUCUCAAAAAAGGCGUUCAGCAGCAGUCAGAGUCUCCUGCAGUGAGAAAAGUCAUGUGUGAAACUGCAAAAAAGGCUGAUAGGAAAACUGAGUUUGGAUGUACACACAGGGGCGGCCCGGACAGGGAAUUCCAGCUGUAGGCUGAAGUUUGAUCUGCAGCACAUCCUCUGGCCUUCCCCAUAACUAAACACUCCUGUGUCAGUGAGAUGGACCAAAUGACAGCAGUGGGGGCAGGGGGUGGAUCUGUGAGACAGGACCUUCACUCUGGACCUGCUUGGACAUCUCACCUCCUCUCUCCUAGUUCUGUACAUAUUUUACAUAGACAGAUUAUGUAUAACUAGUCCUUAGUGCAAAUUUAGAUGUUGACGUUUUCUCCAUGGUGUGCCUUUGUCAGGGGUUUUCAAUUUGUACAGUUUGUAAAGUAAAAAUCAGUCCUUGCUGGGGACAAAUAACAGGUACUAAUAAUGGAGGCAAGCUGUCCAUAUCACCACAAGUUCACCUGAGCUGUGUCACGACCGGCCUCCAAUGAUCGUCAAAAAUACAAUCAUCCAUAUACCCCUUUGCCUGAAAGUAUUUAUCCUGUACAACUAGAUAUUGCUACACAAAGCAUCCUCUGUUUAAACACUUUCCAAAAAUCAUCUUCUUUUCAAACGCUUUGAACUCAAAGAUUGCAAAACACUAGGGAAAAUGCAACUGUGUAAAUAGCUGCAAGCUUUUUGAUUGAGUUGUUUUUGUGCUUUUAUUUAGCCUUUUUGUUAUUUUUAUUCUGAACUAUAGUUCUAGCUGCAUAUACUUUGUUUUUACAGUGACAAGGAAAAUUGUGGAAUAGGCAAUAAUCCUCAGUGCUCCAACUUCUUUGUCCACCACCAAUUUUAUUUGUAUGUACACAGGGAGAACACAUCACUAUGUCAGCUCAGUGCAAUAUGAUGCCAACCUCCAUUGGUUUAACCUCAUCAGUCUGAGUUGGACCCAAAAUCACCAGAGGUUUGUUCUGUGGUCCCUUUAAAGGGAAACUCCACCCUAAAAGAAGCUUUGAUGCCGACUGUUAGGGCUGCUUAUUAUUGGAAAUUUCACAGAAGAGAUGACAAUGCCAUGCUGUUCAUGUCAUGGAGUGUAUAUAAAGAUGGCUGACGUCACAUGUCACCCCUUCCUUCACAAAAGUGAAGCCAGAAUAUCUCGGAAAUGGAUGCUGCCCUCCUGCCUCCUGUCUGGCCAAAUGCUUGCAUACACCCCUAAAAACUUAAUGGAACACAGCAGUUACCAUCUUGACUGUGUGAGACUGCUGUGGAUGCUCCCUGCACAUGUCCCAUUUUCUAGAUUACAAUGACUUGUAACUGCUAGCUGGCUAGCUACAUAUCAACUACUGUUUUCCAUAGAGUGGUUGUGCUCAUAGCUUAGAUGUAAUCUUGAGGUUCUGCCUCCUGUCCAUUCCUGGUCACUACUGCAUGCACUGUGGUUGCAAAUGAUUCACUGAUUCUAAGAUAUUUUGGCUUCACUUCUGGGGAGCUGGCAUGCCAUUCAUCUUAAUACAGUUUAUGGUUCAUAUGAAUACCAAAGCAUGCUGUUUUCCACAUUCUUCUUGUCAAACAGGAAAACAUUUACUACAAAUACUAUUUCACAACACAAAGUAAUUAGAGCCUUUGCAGUCAAAGCUGAGCAGUUUACUAUAGAUCACACUAUGGAAUCUAUCAACUAUGGUUCUAGUAAACUUUCACGCUUAGGACAAAUUAAACUGUUGAUUUUUGUCUGAGCAUGUUCAGCAAAAAAUAUUUUUUCAGCUCUGAUCAGAAAGUAUUUUAUCAAAGCAGUUGCUCAGAAACUGACCAAACAUGUGAGGACAGCUGUCAGUACUGAGUGUGUUUGGGUGUAUUCUCUGACUCCAGCACCACAGUGUCGAGGAUUUCCCAGCAUGUCAGCGAUGUGGUAACAUAAUAGGAAAUAUUUUACAAGUUUGCAGAUACAGUAAAGCUUUCGUUUGACAGUCCUUUAUUCUGCUGGUCUACACCAUCACACAGAACACCGGAUGUUGGUCACUCCACAAAUCAAGCUCACAUAGCCUGAGGAUAUUUCACAAUUUAAGAGCAUGUGGGUGCUCUCAGCUGUGGAUUUUUCCUUUGAGAAAUGUAGUACUGUAGCUGUGUAACUUUGAACCAACCCCUCUCUUCUGUCAGAGGACAUCUGUGAGCAGCAUGUCCUCUUGCUUGCUUUCCUACACAUAUUCUGCACACAUCUAGAAAUUUUUCUCCACUUGAACUCUGCAUCACUGCUGGCUGUUUUCAAACAUGUGCCUUAGUGUUUGAGAUCGUCAGUUUUGUUUCUUACUGUCCAACCAGCCAUUGGUUUUCUAUUACCUUCACUGUGUUUGAGGGAGUUGAGAGUUGCUUCAGGAAGCUUGGUAAGCAUCAUCUUUGACCUCCAUGUGGUAAAAUGGUACACAAUGACAAAAGACAGCACUACAAACCAACAUGUGCAUCUCCAUGACCAACACACCAUUUGAUGCUAGGUCAUCACAGAUACAUGAGUAUGCUUUCGUCAUUAGUAAAAUAUUACAUUUAUUGUCUUAAAUAAUGUCUUCAUGCAUUUGACCAGCAGGGAACACUUACGGGUUCAUUUUUCAUUUUUUACAACAUUUUUUAAAUUUUCAAUCAUCAAAGUCAAAUAUCACUGCACCACAGUAAUGGCCCUUUGACAAUAGACUCAGUGUGUGUUGGAUUAAUACACUCAAGCAUGUUUCAUCUGCUUGCAGGCUGAUUUGAAUGUUUGAACCACUGGCUGUGUGGAGGGCAGAGACACUGACUGAUCACAAACACUAUGUGUUGCUUUGGAAGCAUUUGUCGUGAAUACAUGGUUCUUUUCAGACACUCUGGUCUGGACCUGCUGACUAGUUGUGCCAGCUGCUGUGUAGACCCCUCGCCGUAGACAGGACUGUCAGUAUGAACAGGUGUGAUAUGAGAUGGUGGUCUACUUACAGCCACAGUCUACAGCUCAGCCCAAGUUGCUCCGUUAAAAUGCUUCAAUCCUGCCUUAACAUCUAUGCAUGAAAAGAGUUGAGUAUUGUUGUAAAACUCUGACUUUACUUUUGUCUGAGCAGCAUCUCCACACAUCUGUUGCUUAGUGUCAGAAAUUUAUUUGAAGUGUUCCUGUCAUCAUAUGGAUACAUUUGUUCAGUACACAGAUUUUUUUUCUUGUAUUUAGUCGUCUGACAAAAUGUGCUGUUUUCUUCUGUCUGCAGUUCUUUCAGUCACUACAUGAUCAUUAGAUUAAUGCUACGGAAAGAGACAUUUACAGCAGAGACAGUCUUAGGGAUAUAUUUUGACAAUUCAGCCUGAAAAACAAUAGAAAGGGAAGAAUGAGUAUAAUAUAAGAAUGAUGAGGGAGUUCACUGUCCAGUUUAAUACAUGAAAACAUCCAUCAGAAAUUUGACUUGUUCUGUUGUCCACUGUCAGUGACUCACUAACAGAUUUGCUCAUAUAAAGUGAGUCAGAACCAAACAGAGACAUCAUUUUCUGCUGAAAAGUCUCAACAUUGUUUAGAACAACAAAAAUUGAAAUGAUUGUAUGCUUCACACAAGUUCCUAUAUUGUCUGAACACAUCUGAAGGCAAACAUGUUUCCACUCGUCCCAAUAGGGAAUGCCCAUUAGUAAAGGAAAAUGAAUCAUACAAAUAGAGAUAACAGUGUACACCUGUGGUUUCUCAUACCAGCUUCACGCUACAAAAUGUUCCUGCCUGAUAAAAUUCACUGUCAGCUCAGUCAAACAUUCUUGUCUGAACUAAAGAGACGCGACAGACUACGUGUUGGUUUACGACCAGUCAUAGCUCUGUCUUUUGUGAACCUGCAUGGUGUCAUCAGGAAAACAGUGUCAGGAAACAAGUAGCAGAAACAAGAAUGGUGAAACAUGACGUCCCAAGCAGUGUGAGUGAUACUGACUGAUUAAAGUCGCACAAGGCGAGAGAGGAGGAAAAAAUCUUUCAGGCUAGACUUUUGUCAGGAUGUUGUGAGGUGUUUAAGCUGCAGCAUUAGUUUUCGUCCACUGUAAUCUAAUACACAGCAUUUAAAGAAAGGCGCACACACUCACAUUGUACACAUGACAGGAGAGAGAUGGUUGAAUCCUGUCUACUUUAACAGACAGAUAGGUAACUAAGUGCAUGUCAUUGUCAUUUUGGAAAGAUAGAUUCAGUCAAAGGUCAUCUGAAUCAACUCACAAAUGUGGUUUCACUCUGCCUUUUCACUCUGAGACUAUUAGUCCCAGAAAUACUGGAUUUGAAGUGUACAGAGAGCUUGAAGCUACUGAUGUUAUUGGACAAAUAAAUAGAAAUGUGUCAAAAACCUAUUGCACAUCAGGUUUUCAAAACUACCUUUUAUAUUUUAACACUAGAGCUGGACGGACUGGCAGAUGUAUGUUAGUUAAAACAUUAGCCCUCCUUUUCAUGUAAAUAGACUAAGCCCAAGAUCAAAGUCAAGCAUAGAGUUUCAUCAAGUUUAAGUUGUUUCAGUCUCAUUCUCAAGCAUGAUACAACGUGGCUGUGACAUUCCAGUUGGAAGGAUUUUAAGAUGUGAAGUAAAGGCCACUGAACCUUGAAAAGUACAUGUUUCACCAGUGUUGAGUUUCACCAAAACAUGUCAUUGUAUUAGUCAGUCCAGGGCUCUGCUCACCACUCCUCAAAGCCUAGCUGUUCUUAAAGCUACACUCCCUGAUUUCAUCCUAAAACAUGUUCACAGACCCUAAUCACAGAAUCAGCUAGUGUACCUUUAACAAAACACAACCAGGAAAAAUCUGAAGGCAAGCUUUAUGUGAGCACCAUGUUAGCAGAUUGCCAUCGUUUCCAGGUUUUAGUUUUACUUGUGUGUGAAUGAAAAUAUUAAGGUUUAUGUAUUCAUAACCUCUUUAACAAGUGGUUGACUUGCACUAAUUUAAAAACAGUCAUGGGUUUGUAAAGAUGAAAAACCUCAAAAUGUGGCAUGUUUUAUUUGAUGUUAUGCAAAAUUUAAUGUCUGUAGAGUAUUAGUCUGAGUUUUGUUUUUACUGCAGUAUGUGUGACAAUUGUAAAUACUUUGUGUACAAUUUGAGAUGGUAUAUUUACUACACUGUACAUACAUGUGAUAUUGUAUCAUUUUGUUUUUGUAAAGCAGUUAGUUUCUGUAUAAUAAUAUACAAAUUGAACUAUUCCAGUGUUAGUAAUAAAAUGUUUUGCUCUCCA
Molecule: messenger RNA, 13806 nt
Organism: Acanthochromis polyacanthus (spiny chromis)
Lineage: Eukaryota; Metazoa; Chordata; Actinopteri; Pomacentridae
Gene: nf1a
Product: neurofibromin 1a
Biological process (GO): regulation of GTPase activity
Source: RefSeq, a predicted model, not a curated record